Messenger RNA from Leptinotarsa decemlineata (Colorado potato beetle), 2593 nucleotides. RefSeq names its product ribosome biogenesis protein BOP1 homolog. Gene Ontology annotation, molecular function: ribonucleoprotein complex binding; protein binding. The record is from RefSeq and is a predicted model, not a curated record. Gene Ontology annotation, biological process: ribosome biogenesis; maturation of LSU-rRNA from tricistronic rRNA transcript (SSU-rRNA, 5.8S rRNA, LSU-rRNA). Gene Ontology annotation, cellular component: preribosome, large subunit precursor; PeBoW complex. NCBI's taxonomy places the organism in Eukaryota, Metazoa, Arthropoda, Insecta, Coleoptera, Chrysomelidae.
CACAUAUCUGUCAAUUUAGAUAUAACCUCAAUUUUUCAAAUUUUCACGUGUUGUUUUUUGUGUAAAAAUAAUGGGAAGCAAACAAAAAAUUGGGAGAAACUUGAAAAGAAGGAUUACAGAGGAACCUGAAAAGUUAGAAAUAGAACCGGAAUCUGAUGAGGAAGAAUUUUUAAAAAUCGUGAAUGGUGAAGAGGCAGAUAGCUCAGAUUCUGACGGAGAGGUAGAAGACUCUGAUAUAGAAGACGACUCUGAUAUAAAAAACUUUGAAUCUUACGGAAAAAGUGAAGAUUCUGAAGAUGAAGAUAACGAAUCUGUUGAAGAAGAACCUGAAACAGGCUCUGACUGUAUAUCGACAUUUAGUAGCGAAGAAGAAAGUGAUGAUGAUGAAGAUGAAACAGUCUACUCUGAAGAAGAUGAUGAAGAGGAAAGUGAAAACGACAAAGCUGAAAACUCGAAAGAUGAGUGUAUUGGUAGUGAAGAAAAACAAAAUGGCAAGAAAAGUGACGAAAAAAAAAUCCCCAAAGAAGGGGCAGCAUUCCGAAAAAAAGAAGUUUUAGAAAAUGAUUUGAAAAAGAGAAAGUCUUUCAUUAAAUUAGGUGAAGCAGGAUCUCAAAAUGUUCCCAAAAAUGAAUAUGAUGAUCAUGAUACUUCAGAUGAGGAAGAUAUUAGAAACACUGUGGGAAAUAUCCCAAUGAAUUGGUAUGACGAAUAUAAACAUCUUGGUUAUGAUUGGGAUGGUAAUCAAAUUUUAAAGCCAGAAACAGGAGACCAAUUGGAUGAUUUCCUCAAAAGAAUGGAGGAUCCAGAUUUCUGGAGGACUGUGAAAGAUCCACAAACAGGUCAAAAUGUAGUGUUAAAUGAAGAAGAUAUUGAUUUAAUCAAGAGAAUAAAAGCACAAAAAAUACCUGAUGUAACAUUCGAUGAAUAUGCGCCUUGGAUAGAAUGGUUCACCAGCAAAGUGGAAGAAAUGCCUAUCAGAAAAUUCCCUGAACACAAACGAUCAUUCCUUCCCAGCAAGCAUGAAGCUAAGCAAGUGUCAAAACUAGUUCAUGCCUUAAAGAUGGGCUGGAUUAAGACUAGAGCAGAGCAGGAAAAACUCAGGGCGAAGAAGGAACCUCAGUUUUAUAUGCUUUGGCAAACUGAUGAUCAAGCUGAGGAAAUGAGAAGAAUUUACAAACACAUUUCAGCGCCAAAGAGAUUAUUGCCAGGGCAUGCUGAAAGUUAUAAUCCUCCUCCUGAAUAUCUGUUUGACGCCAAAGAACUGAAACAGUGGAAUAAGCAAAAAAAUGCGCCAUGGAAAAGGAAACUUCACUUUGUACCACAGAAAUUUGAUUGUUUACGGAAGGUACCUGCCUACCCAAGAUUCAUAAAAGAACGAUUUUUGAGGUGCCUUGAUCUUUAUCUUUGUCCCAGAGCAAUUAAGAUGAAGCUCAAUAUAGAACCCGAAUCCCUAGUGCCCAAGUUGCCCAGUCCAAAAGACUUGCAGCCAUUCCCCACGGUACUAGCUCUUGAAUAUAAAGGUCACACCGAUAUGGUGAGAACCAUAAGUACUGAUAAAACAGGACAAUAUCUUCUUAGUGGAUCUGAUGAUUGUACCAUUAAGAUAUGGGAAGUGAACACUGGUAGAUGCCUUAAAACCAUCAAAACUGAUAAUGUUAUCCGAUCAGUUGAAUGGUGUCCCAAUUCUGCUCUGUCGCUUAUUUUAGUAGCCUCAGGACAAGACGUGCUUCUUAUCAAUCCUCAUGUUGGUGAUUUCCUAGUGGCUACAAAAACUGACACUAUCCUUCAAGAAGCUCCAAAAACUGAAGUGGUUGUGCCAGAACGAGUGCGUACUUCUGUCCAGUGGUCAGAACCAGACGACGACCAAUACCAGCGAGGCACAAGAAUCAUCCUCAAGCACUUCAAGGAAGUGACACAAGUAACAUGGCAUGGCAAAGGAGACUACUUCGCAAGUGUAAUGCCAGAUGGACAGAAUCGUUCUGUGCUCAUCUCACAGAUAUCAAGGAGGAGAUCCCAACUACCUUUCACUAAGUCUAAGGGUCUAGUCCAGUGUGUUCUCUUUCAUCCUACUAAGCCGUUCUUGUUCGUAGCAACUCAACGCCACGUAAGGAUCUAUGAUCUUGUGAAGCAAACUCUCAUGAAGAAACUUCUGACUAAUUCCAAAUGGAUUUCAACCAUGGCAAUACAUCCCUUGGGAGACAAUUUGCUUGUUGGCACAUAUGAUAGGAAGAUGCUUUGGUUCGAUCUGGAUCUGAGUACAAAACCUUACCAGACAUUGAGGUUACAUGGGACUGCUGUAAGAGGAGUGGCAUUCCACAAGAGAUAUCCCCUCUUUGCUUCAGGGUCAGACGAUAAGAGUCUUAUCAUUUCCCAUGGAAUGGUCUAUAAUGAUCUCUUGCAAAAUCCCUUGAUAGUUCCAUUGAAACGACUCCAGGACCAUGAAUCAUUUAAUGACUUUGGCAUUUUUGGGGUACAUUUCCAUCCAUUACAGCCAUGGGUAUUUUCUUCAGGUGCUGAUAGCACUAUCAAGUUAUAUUCUAAUUAGAUUGUUAAAAUUUUGAAUGUUUGAUGAAUAUAUUAACUAAUAAUUUAA